AUGCGGAGAGUGAAGGGCAGGCAGCGAAGGCAAGGCAGCGAAAACGAGGCCUUUGGCGGCCACGAGGCCCAGGCAGGCUGCCCGGCCGACUUCUGCUUUUCUUCCCCUGCCCUGAGCGGUCGCAGCUUUCGAUUUCUCUGCCUGCUGCAGCCGCCCUCAAAGGAGGGGCGCCCUCGAGCCAGGCCGGGACGGAGGUGCUAUUUGCAGCCGAGGAGCGCGGCGAGGAGAGGCGCCAUGGCUGCCGGAGGCAGCGAGGCACCAGUGAGGUUUGAGGACGUUAUUCUUUAUUUUUCCAAGAAGGAAUGGAAGACGUUAGAGAAGUGGCAGAAGGACCUGUAUUGGGAAGUGUUAAGAGAUAACUAUGAAGCUUUGCUCAUUGUAGGGCAACCAGUCACCAAAGCGGACGUUCUAGCAUGGCUUGAGCAGUGUGAACGUCUGGACUUCAAAAGAACUCAGGAAUCCAGAGACCCUGCUGAAUUUUUUUGUGCAACACAUGACCCAUUCUCAAAGAUUUCUUGGAAAGAAUACACGGAAAAGGUGGGACUUCUCGAGAUGGUACGUGGCACGGCUAAGGAAGACACGGCCCAAAGUGGCAAUACGGGGGAAACUGCUAAGCAUCUGCCGAUAUCAGUAACACCGCAAGGGAACCCUAUGAAAGAUGAGCCUCUUCCACACACUGAAUACGAAAAGAAGGAGCCGCACAAGGAUGAGAAACCCUAUAAAUGUUACCAGUGUGGGCUGCUGUUUAGAUUAGAAGUGAAUCUGGAGGUGCAUUACAGGUACUGCCACAAGGAGCGGCUGCUGAAGUGCAAGUUAAAUUCCACACCUGAGAUUGAUGCGAAGGAAAAGCUUGAGCAGUCCACCUUGGGAAGCAGCCAUGAUGGCUCACGGAGUUCACAUUCUCCCUUGCAAACCUCCUCUGCUCAGCAUGCUUGCUCAGAGUGUGGGAAGUGUUUUACCUUUAAGUUCAGCCUCCACAAGCAUAAGCGAAAGCACAGGGCCGGGAAACACAGAGGCAUGGCAAAGCACGGCGGAAGCGUGGGCUCCGUGGGUAGCUUUGGUGGCCCUACCAUGGCUCGUGUGACAAAGAAGCUGCACAAAUGCCAGGACUGUGGAAAGAGGUUUGUUUACAAGUGGCAGCUGACGACUCACCUGAAAAGCCACGCGGAGGGAAAACGCUACCUGUGUCAUCACUGCGGGGAAAACUUUGCAUGCAAAAGUAGCUUGCUGAAGCACUGCCAGAUGCACGCGGGAGAAAGGACACAUGAAAAUGGCACGCUGCACCAGAAGGACGCUGCCCUGGCCCCAAAUCAGAGAAUGCACAGAGAAAAGCAGCUCUAUCCGUGUGGCCAAUGUGGCAAGAGGUUUUCAAAGCGCUACCUGCUUGAUCAUCAGGCAUUCCAUGAAGGACGGAGGUAUAGGUGCUUUCUGUGCGGGAAGAUAUCCAACUUCAGGAGUGUGGCUAUUUCACAUUGCAGUAGCCACUUUGAAAGGGGGGGUUCCUCUACACGUGCCGCAUGUGAGGAGAAGGGGAAAUCCAAGCUCCUCUCCUGGAUGAUAGACACAAUUUAUAUUGCUCCAGGGACACAGCAGCGCAAUCAGGACAGAACAUGCCAGCUUAGCACAGAUGUUCAGCCAAAGUGCCUGGACGCAAAGCAUGGAAAGAGGACCCCUUCUACGAAUCACCUUCCCUUCAAACAGCAUGUCCACUCGGGAGAGCAGCAGAGGGUAGCCCAGGCAGAGCAUGAAAAGGACCAUAGUCAGAAACCGAAGCUUAAAGCAUGCCGGAAUAGUUUGCCAAAGCCUUUCAGGUGCAGAGAGUGCGGCAAAGACUACGCCCGCUGGGGUAGCUUGAUGACACACCGCAGGAGGCACAUGGGGGACCUCCCUUUCCAGUGUGCUGAAUGCGGCAGGGGCUUUGUCCACAGAAAUCACCUCAAUAUACACUGGAAAACCCAUGCUAAAGAGAGUGGGGCAAGCUCUGGAGCAGGGAUGGCCAACACAGUGCCCUCCAGAGGCUGCUGGACUACACCUUCCACCAUCAUCCCUGACCUGAUGGGAGUCCAGUAACAUCUGGGGGGCACCAUGUUGGCUACCCUUGCUCUGGGGAAAGGAGCAGCGCCUGCUGGCACGAUAUCAUGCAGGAAAGAGAGGGUGGAUAGAUGAAGAGUGCCCACAGCAAGGCUUGGUGAUUCCAUGGGAACAGGCUCCAGACACUUCCAUAACUAGGCAUGCCUUUCCUCUCAAUACUGGAACAGUGCCUCCAGAGGCCCUUGAGUGAAUAGCAGGAUGCCUCCUCAGACCAUGCUGCAAUGAAUGAGUUGGAAAAAGGAGUGAGUGGGACUCAUCUCACAUCCACACCACACAUUUAAAGCACAUGGCUUUCCCCAAAGAAGUGUGGGAGCUGUAGUUUAUCCCUCGCAGAGCUACAAUUCCCUUGACAAACUACAAUUCUUUGGGGGAAGCCAUGUGUAUUAAAUGUGCUUUGAAAGUGAAAGUGACCCUAGUCUGCCCAGUCCUUCACCUGGGUCCUCCUCUUUUCCUGGCGUACAAACCUCUUAGGUCACCCCCUCUCCAAGCCCCUAUCAAUAUUGUUACAGAGCAGGGCAGCCAUAGAUCUGUGCCACUAGUGGUUGAUUUCUCAAUGCACAGCAUUGGCGUAACUCAUGCCCUGAUCACCGAUGAUGAACUCUGUGAAUACUAAAUUUUAUUUCUUAUAUUGUAUUUUAUUCUAUGAAAUUUAAAUUAUAAUACCAUGAACUGAACUGGACUGCCUUCAAGUCAAUCCCGACUUACGGCGACCCUAUGAAUGGGGUUUUCAUGGUAAGCGGUAUUCAGAGGGGGUUUACCAUUGCCUCCCUCUGAGGCUGAGAGACAGUGACUGGCCCAAAAUAUAAUACCAUACAAGCGGGAUGUCAUACAAAUAAAAAUUGUAUGACAUCUAGCACAGUACAUUACACUCAGUUACUGUGCUCUGCAGAUGAGGGCUUCCAGCAGAUCUCUUCCACAUAACAUAUGAAGUGGAUCUUUACUGCUGUGGCACCUAACUUUUGGCAUUGAAAAUGAAAAAUGAAAUGGACUGCCUUCAAGUCGAUUCCGACUUAUGGCAACCCUGUGAACAGGGUUUUCAUGGUAAGCGGUAUUCGGAGGGGGUUUACCGUUGCCUUCCUCUGAGGCUGAGAGGCAGUGACUGGCCCAAGGUCACCCAGGGAGCUUCAUGGCUGUGUGAGGAUUCGAACCCUGGUCACCCAGGUCGUAGUCCAACACCUUAACCACUACACCACACUGGCUUUUGGUAUUCCCUCCCCUUAAAUAUUAGACAGGCGCCGUCUCUGUUUUUUCAGCACCUACUGAAGACCUUCCUCUUUCAACAAGCCUUUUAAAGGAGAGGCCUUAUCCCAAUCUGCAGCUGGAUUUUAAAAAAAUUUUUUUAAAGAUGCUUUGUUUUUAAGAUGUUCCUAAAGAAGUUUUGUUUUCAAGAUGUUUUUAGACAUUUUGUUUUUAAGUUGUUUUUUAAAGAUAUUCUUUAGUGUUUUAUCACUUUUUGUUUACCACCCUGGGCUCCCUUUUGGAGGAAGGGCAGGAUAUAAAUUUAAUAAAUAAAUAUUAAAUAAAUUGCAAUUGCUACAACAGGUAGAAGAAUAAGUUGUCUGCCAAGACUCUCAGCAAUUUUCAAGAAGUCCGUGGAGGAAAAAGGUUUGGGAACCACUGGUUUAAAAGACCUACUGAUACUGAAUGGCUGCUUUAAGAUUUAAAUUGCAUUACAGAUGGGUGUUCAAGGUCCAAGCUAUGUGUUUUCAUCCAGAGGUUCAGGGAGCAAAACAGCCAUUGGAAAUCUUCCUGGUGCAGAUAGGAAAGCUUUGCAGAAUGCCUGUUUUAAAUACUUGAAGUCUGUACAUUGGUUGGAGAAGGUGGUUUUGAAAUUGUUAAAAUAAGUAAAUAAAAUUAAAUGGAAGGACAGUGAGAAAGCUGUUGCUAUGAGACCAACAAAUGUCUUUUGUUUAUGAUCAGUCAUGUGAAAUAACAGGAAGGAGCGGGAGACUUAACGUGCAAGAUGACUCUUAAACAUGAACUUUUAAUGGGUUAAAUCCCAAGCUUAAAUUUGUUGUAUUUAAGUCCCAUCAAAAUAAAUGAGACUUGCAAUUAUGACUAAUUUAUCACAUCACUUUUCAGUGGGACAAAGUUCAGCAAAGCUUGUCUGGAUCCAAGCCAGU
Rhineura floridana is the source of this 4214-nucleotide messenger RNA. RefSeq names its product zinc finger protein 684-like. NCBI's taxonomy places the organism in Eukaryota, Metazoa, Chordata, Lepidosauria, Squamata, Rhineuridae. Gene Ontology annotation, biological process: regulation of DNA-templated transcription. The record is from RefSeq and is a predicted model, not a curated record. Bases 1 to 2070 code for a protein of 689 amino acids. The transcript has 5 exons.